CUCUUGCUUCGUGUUUAAUUGCUUUUUCGUCAAGGAAUUGGUCUUUGUGUUCAGUAUGGCGACCUUCUUUCAGAGCGUUCGUCAAGGGUUCGGCCGCGGGGGAAACAACAAGAACCAACCUCCCAAGAGCCCGGCACAAACUCCCCAAGCUCCUCAGCCUGGCGCCAUUCCCAACUCUCAGUCGCUCACUAACAGUCUCACGAUGGACAACCUCGCCGCGAAUGACCCCGAUGCCCCCAAGUACUUCUUCCAGGAGAAGUACGCUCCGCUGAACGUGAGGGGCAACUUCUUGACCCUGUGUGCUUGUCCCAAGAAUGUCGAACUUGGCGAGUGGCUGGCUCAUCAGAUCGUUGAACAAUAUCGCCUGCUCCACGGCAUGCUCCAGGUCAUCCAGGAAACGAACAGCAUCACCGGUCUCCCCAUUUGCAAUGAAAGCACAUGCCCGACUAUGUCGGCUGGUCGUUUGACCUACACUUGGCUGGUGGACGGCCGCGCAGCCAAGAUUUCCGCUCCGAAGUUCAUCAACCGCGUCGAGAAGUGGAUUGUCAGCAAGAUCCAUGACCCAGUCAUGUUCCCCACCGAGAAGGUGAACGGCACCCCUGAGACUGCCUCCAUGAGAGAUGCCAACGGCGCCACUGCGCCCUCUGCCACUUCCACGGAUCCCGCCAGCCCAGCGGCCACGAGUGGCGCAUCUGCCGACGAGUGGGUUGGCCAGUCCAGCGGCUUCCCUCAGACAUUCUACAAGGACUGCCAGGGUAUCAUGAAGCAGAUGUUCCGUUGCUAUGCCCACCUGUACCACGCACACUGGCUGAACCCAUUCUGGCACCUCAACAAGCACGACAUCCUGAACAUGUGCUUCGUGCACUUUGUCACCGUCGCCAAGUACUACCAGCUCGUCUCGGACAAGGAGAUGGAGCCAAUGCAGCCAUUGAUCGACCUGUUCAUUAAGCAGCAGCGGGUGCCCCCAGAGGCCCUGAACGGUGGCCACUGGGCUCAGCAGCCAGCAGCCAACUAAGCCGGCGACAUGAUCAUACCGAAACGAAACACUCCGCAGGUCCAGGAGUACAGCGACUCUCUUUUCUUUCUACACGUGACGACACAUGACAUGUUUUUCAACCGGGCGUUGGGCUACAGCAGCUGUCUUAUGUUCGUGUUUUUGCUUUCUACUGAUGCCCGGAAGAUGUGCCGAAUUCAAUCUGCGACUGAUUGUCGAUGAUAGAUGAUUCGACACAUUUCCAGGGCUUUGAGCAUUUAGCAUGGGGUGUGAAUAUUCUUUUUUUUAUCUUGUUAUCUGCCAUGAUUCUUGCAUAUCUUCCAUCAGCUAGUCAUAGGGACAUAUCCUCGCAAUGGAACCGUAUCCUUCUGGGUGCAUAUUAGAUGUUUCUGGGUAGCACAAUGGGAUAGAGUGUGUCCAAUGGGGAAUAAAGGGUGAUAAUUGUCCAUCCUUUGGAAACCAGACACGGAAUUUCUUGCUCUAGCUUCCAGAGCUGACAGUAUUGAUAAGUUCCUGUGACAAGCGCUCUCCGAUACUCUGAAGUAUAUCAAAUUCUCAGAGGACUUAGGUCUCGAGGACACCCUACAACUGCUACGUGAUGCCGCCUGCGAUUGCAUGCUCCCUCCGGACUCGUCGGCAGUCACCAUACGGGGCGAACGGAGUACCACCGACAACAAACCAAGAAUUACCGUUGAAGCCUGGGACAACUUGUAGCAGUAUUUUCCUGCUAAUUUAUAAUGGAC
Messenger RNA from Penicillium subrubescens, 1737 nucleotides. Its product is annotated as Mob1/phocein family protein. Gene Ontology annotation, biological process: signal transduction; positive regulation of protein phosphorylation; cell division. The record is from RefSeq and is a predicted model, not a curated record. Gene Ontology annotation, molecular function: protein kinase activator activity. The transcript has 4 exons. The coding region runs from base 56 to 1015 and encodes 319 amino acids. NCBI's taxonomy places the organism in Eukaryota, Fungi, Ascomycota, Eurotiomycetes, Eurotiales, Aspergillaceae. Gene Ontology annotation, cellular component: nucleus; cytoplasm.